CAUUUUUGUCAAGGAAGUUGAGAAAAUGUUUUAGCGUUCAUGUUUACGUGAACUAUUUUAUGGAAUUUAUCAUUUAGGCAAUCUUCAAUAUGAUGAAAUUAAAUCUAACUCGUGUUGACUACGUUCAGGUGGGGAUAACAUCUCCAAAAUCUAUGAGAGUUUUACCAACCUCUGGGAAACUACAAAGGAUAGCUAUAGCAGACAACUAUGGAAUAUUACAGGUUUUUGGAGCAAAAAAAGCUGAAAUACAGCAAGUAUUCCAGACCCCACCAUCCCAGAAAAUAACCAGACUAGAGUUAGGAGGACCAAUUGGUGGCGUUAAAGAUAGGAUAUUUAUAGCUACUGGUCCUGAAAUAAGAGGCUACACCAAAAAAGGCAAAAAUUUCUUGUCAUUUGACACCAAUAUGUCUGAACCUGUACAAUCAUUUCAUGUACAAGGAUCAGAUUUGUUUGUUUGUGGUAAUUUUAUAUUUAAUCAUUAUCAUGAUUGUAAAGAUACUAAUUACUAUUUAUGUGGUGAUAAAAUCAAUGAUGUAUUAUGUUUACCAAUGGAUAAAGUAACCGAGAUCACUCCAGUUUUAGCUUGUCAGGAUCGUGUUCUUCGAGUGCUUCAGGGAUCUGAAUUAUUAUAUGAAGUAGAAGUACCAGGUCCACCAGUAACUCUACAGAUGUAUGAUGUUAAUGGAGGUGAUGAAGGGAAUGAAAUAUUAUUUGGUACAUCUGAUGGUAGAGUAGGACUGACUUCAAUUGGACAAUUGUCGCCGUCACAUCGAUGGGAAUUGACCAAUGAAAAGAGAAAUGGAGGAAUAUUAUGUUUAGAUAACUAUGAUAUAACAUCUGAUGGUGUAUUAGAUCUGAUAGUUGGUAGAGAUGAUGGACAGGUUGAAAUCUAUAGUUAUGAUGAAGCUGAUGAACCCACACAUAGAUAUAGUUAUACAUGUAGUGAAAGUGUGACGUCUGUACAAGGUGGAAUUAUCUCUAGUUCAGGUUAUGAUGAAAUUGUCUGCUCUACAUAUGCAGGCUGGGUAUUUGGGCUGACAUCAGAACAUCAGACUAAGGAAUUCGGACCACAAGAAGUAAUGGUAGAAUCAGGAACAGCUCAUAAAUUAAUGGGCUUAAAAGAUGAUCUAGAACAGUUACAAGAUAAAGUUAUGAAAGAAAGAGAGAAAUACCAACAAACAGCUUAUAGUAAUACAGCUGUAUCAGCUGUUCCUUUGUUUAAAAUUAAUGAUAAAUUUGUAUUGAAUAGAGAAGAUGCUAGUUAUACACUUAGUUUAGAGUUACAGAUGCCAAUAGACAAUGUACUCUUACAGAGUGAUGUACCAGUAGAUCUAUUGGAUGUUGAAAAGAAUUCAGCUGUAGUUAGUCAUAGUGCUUGUAAUCCAGAGGAAGGUAAUUUCGUUUUGGCUACAUACAGAUGUCAGGCCAAUACAACACGUUUAGAAUUAAAGAUACGUUCUAUAGAAGGACAAUAUGGCACUCUACAGAUUUAUAUCACCCCCCGUAUACAACCUAAAACAUGUCAAGUUAAACAAUACCCAAUUAAACCAUUAUCACUACAUCAACGUACUCAUGUCUUUGAUGAUACAAGACCAUGCAAUACAUUGAAGUUGACAGGACAGUUUAGUUUAGCAGAAAUGCAUAAUUGGGUGUGUUUCUGCUUACCUGAAUUACCAGAUAGAUCCCCAGCCGGUGAUUCUGUGGUAUUUUAUUUCAUAUCAACAUUCCUAGAUACACAAUUACAAUGUUCUUACAGAAAAGGUGAAGCCAUAUUCAAGUCUGACAAUAUUUCAACUAUAUCCAUAUUAAAAGACGUCUUGUCGAAAGAGGCUACCAAAAAGAAAAUAAGGCUGGAUAUCAAUUACGAUAUAAAUGAAGAUUCUAUACCUCAUACUCUUGGUUUAAUACAUCCUAAAUUAGAGUAUCAGUUAUUGUUAGCUAAGAAAGUUCAACUCAUUGACGCAUUGAAGGAACUUCAAGUACAUGAAAAUGAUACCAGUUUUCUGUCACCAGAGUAUCAACAGAUCUUAGAAGAGGCUGACUCUCUACAAAUAGAGUACAAAAAACAGCCUUGUCAUUUAGAAAGACUUUAUGGUAUGAUAACAGAUCUAUUUAUAGAUAAAUAUAAGUUCAAAGGUCAGAAUGUCAAGACCAAAGUAGCCUCUUUGUUGGAGAUUUUAGAUAAUUAUGAAUUAAAAACUUUAGUAGAUUUUUUUGAGAAUUCGGUGUAA
This is a messenger RNA of Lottia gigantea (owl limpet), 2231 nucleotides long. RefSeq lists its product as hypothetical. NCBI's taxonomy places the organism in Eukaryota, Metazoa, Mollusca, Gastropoda, Lottiidae. Gene Ontology annotation, molecular function: protein binding. Gene Ontology annotation, biological process: intracellular transport; non-motile cilium assembly; intracellular protein localization. The transcript has 19 exons. Gene Ontology annotation, cellular component: neuron projection; axoneme; BBSome. The coding region runs from base 90 to 2231 and encodes 713 amino acids. The record is from RefSeq and is a predicted model, not a curated record.